CUUGACUUCGCUUCACAGCACCUUCUAACAUCCAAAAAUGGCCUUUAAGUUCGUCGUUUUCUCCUGCCUUGUGGCCCUCGCCCGCUCUAGCGUGGCCCCCGUAGCGGCCCCCUUGGCAGCGGCCCCAAUUGUAGCUGCCCCAGUCGCUGCAAGACUCGAAGAGUUCGACCCUCUCCCUCAAUACCGCUUCGGAUACGACGUGGCCGAUUCCCUCACCGGUGACUACAAGAGCCAAACUGAACAACGCGACGGUGACUUAGUCCAGGGUCAAUACUCUGUUGUUGAGCCCGAUGGUACGCGUCGUGUGGUCGACUAUGCCGCUGAUUCAGUGAACGGUUUCAAUGCGGUUGUUCGGAAGGAGCCUCUGGUGGCUGCUGCCCCAGCUGUUGUUGCCGAGCCCGCGGUGGUGCCUGCCCGUUUAGCUGCUGCUCCGGUUGCUCCUAUCGCCCCUGCCGCUCCUGUAGUCGCUGCGAGAUACGCGGCUGCUCCCGUCGUCGCUUCCCCUUUCGCGAAAUACGCUGCUGCGUAUCCCGCGCCUGUCGCCGCCGCGUACACCGCACCUGUCGCCGCUGCGUACACAGCGCCUGUCGCCGCCGCCGCUUACUCCGCGCCCGUCGCUGCUUACACCGCUGCCUACACCGCCCCCGUCGCCCGUUUUGCCGCCCCCGUUGCCGCUCCCGUCGCUGCCGCCCCCGUCGCUGCAGCCCCCGUCGCUGCCGCGUACUCGCCUGCCUUCGCCAGGUUUACCGCUCCCUUCAGCUACAAAUACGCCGCUGCCGCCCCCGUGGUAGCCGUGUAAAUACUUCCAACUCGACGA
Messenger RNA from Pectinophora gossypiella (pink bollworm), 817 nucleotides. It is a transcript of the gene CPR70, whose product is annotated as cuticle protein 18.6-like. The record is from RefSeq and is a predicted model, not a curated record. Gene Ontology annotation, cellular component: extracellular matrix. The transcript has 2 exons. NCBI's taxonomy places the organism in Eukaryota, Metazoa, Arthropoda, Insecta, Lepidoptera, Gelechiidae. The coding region runs from base 38 to 799 and encodes 253 amino acids.